AUGUAAACAUUAUUCAACUGGCAUUAUCUCUGUGGCCUUCCACAGAGACCAUCUACAAUGCAUAUGUAAUGUUCAGCAGUAGUUAGUCCAAUACAUGUCGUUGUUGCACUACGGUAGUGGGAAACAGGAAGUUCCGGGUUGCCUGCCACCAUUCUUCGGAGUAAAGAAAACAACAGAACGGUGUUGUGAGUUUCGUUUUAUUACUACAGGCCAACUCCGAUUAUGUCUGAGGCCGGUAACAUCAAAAGUGAGGACAAACCCAAUCUACAGUCACUGGGUCCUGAUUGUGACAGUGGAGCCCAGUUUGCACUGCAGGAUCCAGAAAUGGCAUCAGUGAAGCUGGAAGACUGCAGUCAAACACUGGAGCUGAAUGUCAACAUUAAAGAUGAAGAAGAGGAGGAGAAGAUUGGGGAAUCUGUUUACGAUGGAGACCAUGUUGAGACAUUCUCUACAUCCAGAGAGCAACAGCAGGAAGAUCACAGAGCUAAGAGGUCUCACCAAUGCCCACAUUGUGAGGAGAUUUUCCCAAUUCUAUCAAAGUUAAAAAUACACACAGGAGAUAAUCUGUAUUCCUGCACUGACUGUGGGAAGAGUUUCACAACAUCACAGGCUCUGACAGUUCAUCGGCGAGUGCACACUGGAGAAAAACCUUACUCCUGUUCUGACUGUGGGGAGAGUUUCUCGCAUCAGAGCAACUUAAAAACACACCAACGUAUACAUACAGGAGAGAAGCCUUACUCCUGCUCUGACUGUGGGGAGAGUUUCUCUCAACAGAGCAGCUUAAAAACACACCAACGUAUGCACACAGGAGAGAAGCCUUACUCCUGCUCUGCCUGUGGGAAGAGUUUCACCUCAUCAAGCAGCUUAAAAAAACACCAACGUGUACACACAGGAGAGAAGCCUUACUACUGCUCUGAUUGUGGGGCGAUUUUCUCUCAGCAGAGCAGCUUAAAGUCACACCAACUUAUACAUACAGGAGAGAAGCAUUACUUCUGCUCUGAUUGUGGAAAAUGUUUCACAAGAUCAGUUGAGCUAAGAGUUCAUCGGAGAACACACACAGGAGAGAAGCCUUACUGCUGCACUGACUGUGGGAAGAGUUUCUCUCAACAGGGCCACUUAAAAUGUCACCAGCGAAUACACACAGGAGAGAAGCCUUACUACUGCUCUGACUGUGGGAGGAAUUUUUUUCAACAGAGUGGCUUAAAGUCACACCAACGUAUACACACAGGAGAGAAGCCUUACGCGUGCUCUGACUGUGGGAAGAGUUUUUCAAAUCAGAGCAACUUAAAAACACACCAACGUAUACAUAAAGGAGAGAAGCCUUACUCCUGCUCUGACUGUGGGAAGUGCUUCACAACAUCAACUGAGCUAAAAGUUCAUCAAAGAAGACACACAGGAGAGAAGCCUUACUACUGCUCUGACUGUGGGAAGAGUUUCACCCGAUUGGCUACCUUAAAAACACAUCAAUGUAUCCGUAAAGGAGAGAAUUCACAUCACUUCUCUCAGACCAGCUAAGAUUAAAGUCACUCCAUCAAUUAAUCCUCAUCUCAUAAAAGAAGUGGUAACAUUAAGAUAGUGUUACUCUAUUGUAAUCAUAUUGUUUCUCACUGAGGGAACUGUGAAGAGGAAAGAGUGCGUUACAGAAUCAUGUCAUUGGAAAGUCUAUCCUUUUUUUAAUGCACCAUUUGCACAUGUGUUGAUGUUGUGGUGGUGCUGGAGAUGAUGAAUAUGAAGAAAUUUCCCUUUAAGACAAAACAAAAGGAGGGUGGUUGGUCGGGUGGAUAGAUGGGUCUGCAUAUAACAUGAACGUCUUGCAAACCAAAGGCAUAUAACAUGAACGUCUUGCAACCCAAAGGCAUAUAACAUGAACGUCUUGCAACCCAAAGGCAUAUAACAUGAACGUCUUGCAACCCAAAGGCAUAUAACAUGAACGUCUUGCGACCCAAAGGCAUAUAACAUGAACGUCUUGCGACCCAAAGGCAUAUAACAUGAACGUCUUGCAACCCAAAGGCAUAUAACAUGAACGUCUUGCAACCCAAAGGCAUAUAACAUGAACGUCUUGCAACCCAAAGGCAUAUAACAUGAACGUCUUGCAACCCAAAGGCAUAUAACAUGAACGUCUUGCAACCCAAAGGCAUAUAACAUGAACGUCUUGCAACCCAAAGGCAUAUAACAUGAACGUCUUGCAACCCAAAGGCAUAUAACAUGAACGUCUUGCAACCCAAAGGCAUAUAACAUGAACGUCUUGCAACCCAAAGGCAUAUAACAUGAACGUCUUGCAACCCAAAGGCAUAUAACAUGAACGUCUUGCAACCCAAAGGCAUAUAACAUGAACGUCUUGCAACCCAAAGGCAUAUAACAUGAACGUCUUGCAACCCAAAGGCAUAUAACAUGAACGUCUUGCAACCCAAAGGCAUAUAACAUGAACGUAUUGCAACCCAAAGGCAUAUAACAUGAACGUAUUGCAACCCAAAGGUUUCACGUUCGAAUCUCAUCAUGGACAAUUUUAGCAUUUGAACUAAUAAGCACCUUUUCCAACUACACUACAUGGACAAAAGUAUGUGUACACCUGCUCGUGGAACAUCUCAUUCCAAAAUCAUGGACCUUAAUAUGGACCUGGUCCCCCUUUUGCUGCUGUAACAGCCCCCACUCUUGUGGGAAGGCUUUCCACUAGAAGUUGUAACAUUGCUACGGGAACGUGCUUCCAUUCAGACACAAGAGCAUUAGUGAGGUUGGGCACUGAUGUUGGGUGAUUAGGCCUGGCUCGCAGUCGAUAUUCCAAUUCAUCCCAAAGGUGUUCGAUGGGGUUGAGAUCAGGGCUCUGUGCAGGCCAGUCAAGUUCUUUCAAACCGUUUUUGACACCAUUUCUGUAUGGACGUGUAUUUGUGCUCGGGGGUAUUGUCAUAUUGAAACAGGAAAGGGCCUUCCCCAAACUGGUGCCAAAGUUGGCAGCACAGAGUGAUCUAUAAUGUCAUUGUAUGCUGUAGCGUUAAGAUUUCCCUUCACUGGAACUAUGGAGCCUAGCCCGAACCAUGAAAAACAGCCCCACACCAUUAUUCCUCCACCAAACUUUACAGUUGGCACUAUGCAUUGGGGCUGGUAGCGUUUGCCUGGCAUUCACCAAACACAGAUUUUUCUGUGGGACUGCCAGAUGAUGAAGAGUGAUUCAUAACUCCAGACAACACGUUUACACUGCUUCAGAGUCCAAUAGCGGCGAGCUUUAUACCCCUCCAGCCAAUGCUUGGCAUUGCGCAUGGUGAUCUUAGUCUUGUGUGCGGCUACUCGGCCAUGGAAACCCAUUUCAUGAAGCUCCCGAUGAACAGUUCUUCUGCUGCUGUUGCUUCCAGAAGCAGUUUGGAACUCGAUAGGACAGGCGAUUUUUACGUGCUAAGCGCUUCAGCUCUCUGUGGUCCCGUUCUUUGAGCUUGUGUGGCUUACCACUUUGUGGUUGAGCCGUUGUUGCUCCUAGAUGUUUUCAUAAUAACAGCACUUACAGUUGAACAGGGCAGCUCUAGCAAGGAAGAAACAUGACGAACUGACUUGUUGGAAAAGUGGCAUCCUAUGACGGUGCCACAUUGAAAGUCACUGAGCUCUUCAGUAUCAGUAAGGCCAUUCUACUUCCAAUGUUUGUCUAUGGAGAUGGAGAUUGCAUGGCCGUGUGCUCGAUUUUAUACUCCUGUCAGCAACGGGUGUGGCUGAAGUAGCCAAAUCCACUAUUUUGUGUGUAUAUAUAGUGUACUUAGCAUGUUAAUUAAUGUUUGCAACAACAAAUUGGAAUUUGUAAAAUAUCAUACGCAUCGCAAAUUCGUAACAUAUUGUACGAAUUGUAAUUCAUACAUCUUAGAAAUCGUAUUACAUUCAUAGGCCAAUGUAACAUAACAUACUGUAUCAUACUAAAUUGAGUGGUAUGGUUUUGCUCUGACACCAAGUUCUCCCUCUGCAGUUCUCUGUUGGGAGUGAGCUAGUAGACACAUGUAUCAGAAAGAGAUGGUGUGAUGAUCAGUUCUCUGUGGGAAUGAGCUAGUAGACACAUGUAUCAGAUAGAGAUGGUGUGAUGAUCAGUUCUCUGUGGGAAUGAGCUAGUAGACACAUGUAUCAGAUAGAGAUGGUGUGAUGAUCAGUUCUCUGUGGGAAUGAGCUAGUAGACACAUGUAUCAGAUAGAGAUGGUGUGAUGAUCAGUUCUCUGUGGGAAUGAGCUAGGAGACACAUGUAUCAGAUAGAGAUGGUGUGAUGAUCAGUUCUCUGUGGGAAUGAGCUAGGAGACACAUGUAUCAGAUAGAGAUGGUGUGAUGAUCAGUUCUCUGUGGGAAUGAGCUAGUAGACACAUGUAUCAGAUAGAGAUGGUGUGAUGAUCAGUUCUCUGUGGGAAUGAGCUAGGAGACACAUGUAUCAGAUAGAGAUGGUGUGAUGAUCAGUUCUCUGUGGGAAUGAGCUAGGAGACACAUGUAUCAGAUAGAGAUGGUGUGAUGAUCAGUUCUCUGUGGGAAUGAGCUAGGAGACACAUGUAUCAGAUAGAGAUGGUGUGAUGAUCAGUUCUCUGUGGGAAUGAGCUAGGAGACACAUGUAUCAGAUAGAGAUGGUGUGAUGAUCAGUUCUCUGUGGGAAUGAGCUAGGAGACACAUGUAUCAGAUAGAGAUGGUGUGAUGAUCAGUUUUCACCAUUACUUUGGGUGGAUUCUCUUUUUUACUACAUAAUGACUUUUGUUUAAUGAUACACAGGCUAUGAAACGACUUCCCUGUUUAUUAAAUUGUCUUUUAAAACUAGAUUCAUUAUUAUAGUAAUUGAUCAUUAAUACAUUUGGAUAACUGUAAUGAAAUUAAUUUAUCUGCUAAUGAAAAAUAAACAUUCUACAUGAAUUUGUGCCGUCAACCUUUGUUUUUUGGGUUAUCUAUACAGAAAAUACAAUGUUAAUUUCUAAUUGACAUGUUUGUCUACUCAAAACAUGUGACUACACCUUUACACAUCACCAUGGGGACAAGCCAAUUUGCUAGCCACCAGUAAUUGCUACAAUGCACACAAAUAGAUGUUUUGCAGUAGAAAAUACUUACAUGUGUUUCUUAUUAAAUAACAGUUCAAUAAAAAUUAUAUUGUGCAAUGAAACCAAGUGUAUUCAUCAUUUUGUUGGAUUAAAAGUACUUACAAAUGUUUGAUUGUGUGCACUCGCCGUGUGAUCUUUUAUAGAACUCACCAGCAUGUGGUCCUAAAGACUGGAAAUGAGUUGAGCCAUCUCAAUGGGGAAAGAAUAUGGUUUGGGAUGAAUCCAGGAAAUAAAGUCUGAGGUUAACAC
Messenger RNA from Oncorhynchus kisutch (coho salmon), 5288 nucleotides. RefSeq names its product zinc finger protein 501-like. The transcript has 3 exons. Bases 223 to 1515 code for a protein of 430 amino acids. The record is from RefSeq and is a predicted model, not a curated record. Gene Ontology annotation, biological process: regulation of transcription by RNA polymerase II. Gene Ontology annotation, molecular function: DNA-binding transcription activator activity, RNA polymerase II-specific; RNA polymerase II cis-regulatory region sequence-specific DNA binding. Gene Ontology annotation, cellular component: nucleus. NCBI's taxonomy places the organism in Eukaryota, Metazoa, Chordata, Actinopteri, Salmoniformes, Salmonidae.